GUGAGUGAGGUGGUCACAUGCAUAGAGAUUGCAAUAAGACAAAGUCAACCAUCACCCAUGUAAAUAGAAAGAAAGAGCAAAAAAAUAAAAAUAAAUACUAUACCAUAAUAAUAAAAAAAUUGAAAAGGAACUUUCAGUUGAAUAUUCUUUUCUAGCAAACACAUAUGAACCUUCCCAAAUUAAUCACUUUGAAUUGCCCAAAAUAUUCGUUGACCUGAAAAACUUGGAGAUCUAAUUUAGUUGAACUCGCUUUAACAUUUCUACACAAACAGAAAAUUAAACUGAAGUGAUGAGGGGAAAGAAGAAAGAAAGGAUAUGAUCAAAUUAUAGAGCUACAAUCUAAACAGGGAAAGGCACUCAAAAGAUGGAAGUCAAUCAGGAAAUUGAGAGACAAACCGAUGUUUCAAUCGAGAUAGAAGAUGUUGAUACAGAAAAUCUGGAUAUGGUAAGAGAAGCCGAGGCAUUGAUUCCCAUUAAACCACCACACGAUCCAGUUGUGACUUCCAUAAGAGAAAUGUUAGAAGGUGUGGCUCCUCUGUCACCUGACUGUUCUAUCUACAAAGUUCCAGAGAAACUGCAAAAAGUAAAUGGAGAAGCCUACACUCCUCGGGUAGUAUCAAUUGGCCCUCUUCACCAUGGUCAAAAAAGCUUGCAAGCUAUGGAAGAGCAUAAAUUGAGGUACCUACAGAGCUUUCUUAGCCGGACAAUAUUGAUCUUGGAAGAUAUUGUUAGGGAUGUGAGGAUGUGGGAAGAAAGAGCGCGCCGCUGCUAUGCAGAAGCCAUUGAGCUAAGCAGUGAUGACUUUGUGAAAAUGAUACUAGUAGAUGCCAGUUUCAUCGUUGAGGUUCUCUUGAGGUCUUAUUUUCCUCAAUUUAUAGAGGGGAGUGAUCGCAUAUUUCAUAAACCUUGCAUGAUAGAUGAUAUAGGGCGCGAUAUGUUAUUGCUUGAUAAUCAGCUACCUUUCUUUGUUCUUGAGGGUUUCCUCACCCUAGUCUUUGUUUCUGACGGAGAAACAUUCCCGUCCAUCCUUGAUCUCACCCAUCAACACUUCAAGAAUUUAUUGAAUAUUGGUACAUUUCCCAACACAAUUUCCAGCACUGAAGUAAAGCAUUUUCUUGAUUUCUUACGAUUUUGCUACCUGCCUUUGUCACCAAGAGUAUGGCAAAAAAGUAGCCGGAUGGAUAGAUUCUCUCCGAGUGCAUCAAGUCUUCACGAUGCUGGAAUUAAGUUUAAGGUUGGGACAGGAAGAUGUUUACUUGACAUUAAGUUUGCUAAUGGAGUCAUUGAAAUUCCUCAUCUCGAGAUAGAUGACCUGACAGAGAUCUUGUUCCGAAAUCUCAUUGCCUUUGAGCAAUGUCACUAUGCAUAUAAGUACAUCAUACAGUACAUGGCUCUCAUGGAUAGCAUGAUCAACACUCCCAAGGAUGUGGAGUUACUAAUCCACCAUAAAAUUAUUACCAGUAGAUUGGGCAGCAAUGAGGAUAUUUCGACACUAUUCAACAAAAUCUGCAAAGAGGUUGUCCUGGGUCACAAUUUCUAUUUCCUUAGUCUUUGUGAUAACCUGAAUGCAUAUUGCACGACUCCUUGGCAUAAGUGGAAGGCAACUUUGAAACGUGACUAUUUCAAUAAGCCGUGGGCUAUUGUUUCUGUUAUUGCUGCAAUUGUACUCCUCAUACUCACUUUUGUACAAGCCGUCUGUUCUCUCAUAUCUAUAUAGCAUCAUAGCUUCAAACAUCAAAGUUUUAUGCAACUCGAUCUCUAUGAAUAAAAUAGAAGAAAUCAAUUCGUGAAUAUUCUCCAUGCUAAACUUCAAUGGGCUACUUAGUGAACAUUGAUAGAAGAUAUGCCUGUUCUAAACUCCCAUGAUCCUUUGUGAGUGCAUCACCACAUAAACCCCUUUUUAACUCCUUUGGUGAGACCCGAGAUGCCCUUAGGUUAAAGACUGAUCCCACGUAAAAAGAACAUAUUUCCUCUAUAUUUAAGCAACCUGUCCUCGGACCCAACACACCAUAAAUGGCCUUGCAACUCCAGAGCCCUGUCCAACUGUUUCACCCCACUCCAUACCAUCUUCUCCACACCUGAUGUCAAAAUCUUCCCCAUAUAUAAGCAAAAUUUAUCCUCACUACCACUCCCAUAAACCCCACCACGGAGUUCUACUUCAAUAUCUGUCACUCUACCAUAGAGAUAAUACAAUAGAAGUGUGCACAAGCAUUGAGACGAAUGACCCAAUGUCUUUGAUAUUUUCUUCUGCACUGAACUUUCUUUGAUGCCGAGUCUCCUUGUAUCCGAUUUUUUAUCAAGGAGAACAUCCUUGAUCUGAAAAAGCUCUUCUUUCAUUACCUCAAGCUUUGUAACAUGUAAAAGCAACUCUUUUUCAUUUGUUAAGCAUCUAGUAAGGUCAUCGAUCAUCUCAAGUACGUCUUCCCAUUUAUGGGAAGCAGGUGAAUCCCCAACCUUUGCAGGUGCAAGGCACAUCCAUGAGGUGGAGUCGGUGUCAUAUAAAAUAGCAGUGUCUAAGAACUUUAGGCAGCUAGAGACUAUAUGCUGAUCCAUCUUAGUCCCUUUGCUUGGAUGUCAAUUAUUUAAAGAAUCAAUCUCGGAUUUCAGUCUGUUCAGGACCUCCUUAAGUGCCCCUGUCCAUAUCCGGUGCUGCAUAACUUGCGGGCUCCUCUGCUGAGUAAAAUAUUUAAAAAGUUGCACACUUUUGUGAGCGAAUUUACGGUGAUGGGUUCCCUUUCGCUUGGUUUGCUGAAGCGAGGUGGUGGAAUGCAGCGUGCACUUGCCAAUGGAACCAUCAAUUCCUUCUUUAAUGUUGCCUGCAUCGAUGGAGACCGAAGAAAGGCCCUCACGAGCGACUUAAAAAUGUCCAUAUUGUGUUCAAGAUUAUCAUCAAUGUGAAUAGUCAGCAACCUUAACAAGCCUUCCAUCAAUCAAGUCCACUUCUUUUAACAAGUGCGCCAGUUUUGCUAGCUUCAAGAAGGCCUUCUCAUACCCCCAGAAGGUAAAGGCUCUUCAUGGGAUUCUUCUGAGCAGCGAUAGAGCACAGCAGGGGAAUGCAUAGCUCUAUUUUGCUCGGUUCUGAGAUACUUUGAAACACAGAGAAGGUUAUGUACAUGUUUAAAGGCCAUUUAAAUAGUAGCUAAAUAUACCAUAUAAUGUGAAACUGACUUCAUAAACCCAAGUCACUGCUUGCUGCUUAAAACCCUUCUGAGUUCUCUCCAUUUUUUGCCAUAAAACUAAGUCUGCAACAUCAAAACCCAUAUCCAAGAUUAAGAAAUAGGAAUUCUUUGUGACAUUAUAUCAUAUACUUUGUGAGCAUAUUAUUGCAAAACCAACAAUGUGUAUAAUCCCCAACCAUGCCACAGGAAUCACGAAUCAUGCAAGCCAUCUUGAUUUCCAUAACUAAACAGGAUUAGAUAUUUAGAUGUAAUAACAAAAGAGAUUAGGAUGAACCAUUUUCCCAGAACGAUCAUGAUGGGGAAAAGAGAAGUGGUUCUGACUACCAUGGACAAGUAUGGAAUAUGCACAUUGUGGGCUUUAAUUUAAAAGAUUGAGUUGGGGAAUGAUCAACAAUACAUUUUAAAAGUAAUUGAUAGAUAGUAGAAGGAAGAAAUCAGAGGUUUGAAUUAGGUUGAACAAAUUAUGAAGAACACACCCACUCAGCAAAAAAAAAAAAAACAGAAAAGAAAAAGGGUAGCUGAUUUUCAAGUAUCUAAGAUCGAAUAAAGACAUUUCACUCACUUUAUUUAAUAAAGUAGGAAUAUACAUAAGAAUAAAGCCACCUCCACUCACUUUAUUUAAUAAUUUUUAAGAAUAAAGCCACCUCCACUCAAAUAAAGACAUUGUCAUAUAGAUUGCUUAGAAUAAUUUUUAAGAAUAAAGCCACCUCCACUCAAAUAAAGACAUUGUCAUAUACAUUGCUUAGAAUAAUUUUUUAAGAAUAAAGAGGCUCUUUCUACUAUUGUAUAUGAUUGUUUCUCAUACAUGGAGGGUAUGGCAUGGACAUCUUCUUGAGAAGUCCUCAAAAGAGGUACUUAGAAAGUAAAGUCUAUGCGAUUCUAAUAAUAUUGUGAAGAUGAUUGGAUGAAGUCCAUCAACAUACUCAAGG
Cornus florida is the source of this 4108-nucleotide messenger RNA. Its product is annotated as putative UPF0481 protein At3g02645. The transcript is spliced from 3 exons. The coding region runs from base 365 to 1717 and encodes 450 amino acids. The record is from RefSeq and is a predicted model, not a curated record. Lineage: Eukaryota; Viridiplantae; Streptophyta; Magnoliopsida; Cornales; Cornaceae.